Drosophila novamexicana is the source of this 1470-nucleotide messenger RNA. RefSeq names its product gustatory and odorant receptor 63a (gene Gr63a). Lineage: Eukaryota; Metazoa; Arthropoda; Insecta; Diptera; Drosophilidae. The transcript is spliced from 3 exons. Bases 1 to 1470 code for a protein of 489 amino acids. The record is from RefSeq and is a predicted model, not a curated record. Gene Ontology annotation, molecular function: sweet taste receptor activity. Gene Ontology annotation, cellular component: membrane; dendrite; axon. Gene Ontology annotation, biological process: sensory perception of taste.
AUGGCCAGCUAUUAUAGACGCAAAAAGGCAGACACGGUAUUCCUGAAUGCCAAGCCCAUAAACAGCGGCAAUGCGCAAGCCUAUCUUCAAGGAGUCCGGAAGUAUUCUAUUGGAUUGGCUGAACGUUUGGACAACGACUAUAUACCGCCGGCAAAUGAUAAGAAACGCGGUUCUACAAGCACGGUGGGCUCCAAUAAUCCAGACUUUACCCCGAGCGUUUUUUAUCGCAGUAUUGCGCCGGUUAAUUGGUUCCUACGGAUCAUCGGGGUUCUGCCCAUUGUGCGCCGAGGUCCCGCCCGCGCCAAAUUUGCUCUAAAUUCGGCGCCUUUCGUCUAUUCGGUUGUUUUCUUCGUUUUUCUAGCGUUCUAUGUGGGUUACGUGGCCAACAAUCGAAUUCACAUAGUGCGCUCGCUGAGCGGACCCUUCGAGGAGGCGGUCAUCGCAUAUCUGUUUCUGGUCAAUAUUCUGCCAAUUAUAAUAAUACCCAUACUGUGGUUGGAGGCCAAGAAGAUAGCGCUCUUGUUCAACGACUGGGAUGACUUUGAGGUACUCUACUAUCAGAUCUCGGGUCACAGUUUGCCGCUCAAUCUACGGCAGAAGGCGAUCUACAUUGCCAUCCUGCUGCCCAUACUCUCGGUGCUGUCCGUGGUCAUCAUUCACAUAACCAUGUCGGAUUUCAAUCUCAAUCAGGUGGUGCCCUACUGCAUACUGGACAAUCUGACGGCCAUGCUGGGCGGCUGGUGGUUUCUCAUCUGCGAGGCGAUCAGCACCACUGCCUAUCUGCUGGCGGAACGCUUUCAGAAGGCACUGAAGCACAUCGGGCCCGCCGCCAUGGUGGCGGACUAUCGUGUCCUGUGGCUGCGCCUGAGCAAGCUGACCCGGGACAUGGGCAAUGCACUGUGCUACACCUUUGUUUUCAUGAGUCUCUAUUUGUUCUUUAUCAUCACUCUGUCGAUUUAUGGACUCAUGUCACAGCUGUCGGAGGGAUUCGGCAUUAAGGAUAUCGGACUGACCAUAACGGCGCUCUGGAAUAUCGGACUGCUCUUCUAUAUUUGCGAUGAGGCCCAUUAUGCCUCGGUUAAUGUGCGCACGAAUUUCCAAAAGAAACUUUUGAUGGUCGAACUCAAUUGGAUGAACUCGGAUGCACAGACGGAGAUCAACAUGUUUUUGCGCGCCACCGAAAUGAAUCCCUCGAACAUCAAUUGCGGCGGCUUCUUUGAUGUCAAUCGCUCUCUGUUCAAGGGCCUGAUCACCACAAUGGUCACCUAUUUGGUGGUGCUGCUGCAGUUCCAGAUCAGCAUUCCGACGGACAAGGGCGACGGCGUUGGCAACUCAAAUGUGACCGUGGCCGACAUGUUGAUGGACAGUUUGGGCAAUGACAUGACCUUGCUGGGCACGCCCAGCUCCACCUUGGCACCCACAACUACAACAACACCAGUCGGCCGAUCUGGGCGUGGCCGCAAGGGUUAA